Messenger RNA from Cajanus cajan (pigeon pea), 3012 nucleotides. Its product is annotated as fimbrin-5. NCBI's taxonomy places the organism in Eukaryota, Viridiplantae, Streptophyta, Magnoliopsida, Fabales, Fabaceae. The record is from RefSeq and is a predicted model, not a curated record. Gene Ontology annotation, molecular function: actin filament binding. Gene Ontology annotation, biological process: actin filament network formation; actin filament bundle assembly. Gene Ontology annotation, cellular component: cytoplasm; actin filament bundle; actin filament.
GGAAAGAGGAAAUAAGUGUCGUUACUGAGUUCAGAUUUAUAUUUUUAAUUUCUAUACAAUGAAUUUAUUGGAUUGUCCUUGUAAAGGAAAGGAAAAUUAUAAGAAAGUUGAGUGGAAGGAGGAAGAAAUGGUAGAGGGUAGAGAGGGUGGGGAGAUUUGAUUGGUUUGUGAAAUAGCAAGAAAGGGAAGGAAUGUGGGGAUGGGGAAUUGAUGGCAUGUGUUUAUUAUUAUAGGAAUAGGAAUAGGAAUAGGAAUGUGUUUGUUUGAUUAAUAAUCGAUUUCAUAUAUGCGUUGGCGUUGCAUUCCCUUGGUCUUCGCGGGUCCUUUCGCCAACACCUUUUUUUCUCCACACAACAAACACCUUUCGCUCCCAACGCAAAAAUCAUCACCAAAUUCCCUCUCCCUUUGCUACGUUUUCUCAAUUCUCAUUUCCCAAUCGCUUCGUGCUUUCUCGCAAUCUCUGUUGAUCGCUGUAAUUGAGCAUUUAAGCAUUCACGCAUAUCGUUAAUUUCAUUUCAAACGUGUUAUCUCCGUUGCUUGGCUUGUUUGGUUUUUGUGCCACUGUUGUUUCGAAUGUCUGCUCUUUUUCUCCAACUGGGUCCAACAUGUCUAGUUUCGUGGGCGUUCUUGUUUCCGAUCAAUGGCUUCAGAGCCAGUUCACUCAAGUCGAGCUUCGGACCCUCAAAUCCAAGUAUGUGUCGGAAAGGACCCAAUCGGGACGUGUUACUGUCGGAAAUUUGCCACCUAUUUUUAAGAAAUUGAAGGGUUUCGCUGAAUUGUUCACCGAGGAUGAGAUUAAGGCGGCCUUGGCAGAGUCGUAUCAGAACAUGGAUGAAGAAAUUGAUUUUGAGUCCUUCCUGAGGGCACAUUUAAAUCUGCAAUCCCGAGCAGUAGCAAAAGAUGGUGGUACAAAAAGUUCUUCCUCGUUUUUGAAGGCAGCUACAACAACUGUUCAUCAUGCAAUUAAUGAAUCUGAGAAAGCUUCUUAUGUCGCUCAUAUUAACAACUACUUGGCUGAAGACAAAUUCAUGAGUCAGUUUCUUCCAAUGGAUCCAGCAUCCGAUGCAUUGUUUGAUCUUGCAAAAGAUGGAGUCCUUCUUUGCAAACUUAUUAAUAUUGCUGUUCCUGGGACCAUAGAUGAGCGAGCUAUUAACACAAAACGGGUUCUUAACCCAUGGGAAAGGAAUGAGAACCAUACCCUUGGCCUCAAUUCAGCCAAGGCUAUUGGGUGCACCGUGGUUAAUAUUGGUACACAGGAUUUAGUUGAAGGAAGACCCUAUCUGGUGCUUGGUCUGAUUUCACAAAUAAUCAAGAUUCAAUUGUUAGCUGAUCUCAAUCUGAAGAACACUCCUCAACUUGUGGAAUUAGUGGAAGAUGACAAGGAUGUGGAGGAGCUUAUCAGUUUAGCACCUGAAAAGGUUUUACUGAAAUGGAUGAAUUUCCACUUGAAGAAAGCUGGAUAUGAGAAACAAGUUACAAACUUCUCUUCUGACCUAAAGGAUGGAGAGGCUUAUGCAUACUUGCUUAAUGCUCUUGCCCCAGAAGUGGCAGGUCCAGCUGCCCUAGUCACAAGUGACCCAACAGAAAGGGCAAGCAUGGUUCUUGAGCAGGCAGAGAAAUUAGAUUGCAAGAGAUACCUCACUCCAAAGGACAUAGUGGAGGGGUCACCUAAUCUUAAUCUUGCAUUUGUUGCUCAAAUUUUCCAGCAUAGGAAUGGCCUUACAGCUGACACCCAGAAAAUGUCCUUUGCUGAGAUGAUGACUGAUGAUGCAGAAACAUCUCGGGAAGAACGAUGCUUCAGACUAUGGAUUAACAGUCUUGGAAUUGCCACUUAUGUCAAUAAUGUUUUUGAGGAUGUCAGAAACGGAUGGGUUCUAUUAGAAGUUCUUGACAAGGUUUCACCAGGAUCUGUCAAUUGGAAGCUGGCGACAAAGCCUCCUAUUAAGAUGCCAUUUCGAAAAGUUGAGAACUGCAACCAAGUUAUAAAGAUUGGGAAGGACCUAAACUUUUCCUUGGUGAAUGUUGCUGGUAAUGAUAUUGUACAAGGGAAUAAGAAGCUCUUACUGGCAUUUUUGUGGCAGCUGAUGAGAUUUACUAUGCUUCAACUUCUGAGAAAUUUGAGAUCUCACUCACAAGGUAAAGAGAUUACUGAUGCUGAUAUUCUAAACUGGGCAAACAAUAAAGUGAAGAGAGCAGGAAGAACUUCUCAAAUGGAAAGUUUCAAGGAUAAGAAUCUUUCCAGUGGCGUUUUCUUCCUUGAGCUUUUGAGUGCUGUGGAGUCAAGGGUGGUCAACUGGAGUCUUGUUACUAAAGGGGAGACUGAUGAAGAUAAGAAAAUGAAUGCAACAUAUAUAAUCAGUGUUGCCCGAAAACUUGGAUGUUCCAUUUUCCUGUUACCGGAGGACAUAAUAGAGGUCAACCAAAAGAUGAUACUUAUUUUAACUGCAAGUAUCAUGUAUUGGAGCCUGCAGAAACCUGAAGAAAGGAACAACCUUGGAGCACCCCCUCCAGCCGAUGGUGAAAACGAAACAGAUGUAGUUGAGGAGGUAUCCAAUUUAGCCAUUCAUGAUGCUGCUUCGGAAGAUGCUGCUCCAGAGAAUGACAGCUCUUCGUAAGUCAGAAAUGUGGAAAUUUCUGUUGACUUUAAAGGUUGAAGCAAACCAUACCCAAUAGAUAAUGAGGGGGGAAAAACAUUUUUGUUUUUAUAAUUAAAGGAAGAUGCCAACCUCUUGGUUUCCAGUUCGAAGGAGAGCUUAUUAUUUGUUAAUUAUUAUGAAAAACCACAGAUAAUAGAAGGAAGGAAUUGUAAAUUCUUCUUUUAGAUUUUUUUUGUACUUAGGCAUAUUCUUUGACGAAAAUUGCAUGCAAAUUUUCCCAAUAAUAAUAUGGGAGGAAGGCAUCGUUUUAUUUAUCGUCUGAAUGUUCAAUAUUACUAUUAAUGCGUUCAUGUCAGAUACGGGUUGAAGUGGAUGAACAGAACCAGUGAUUAUUUAUACACACUGAUUUAGAAUA